Molecule: messenger RNA, 1554 nt
Organism: Ricinus communis (castor bean)
Lineage: Eukaryota; Viridiplantae; Streptophyta; Magnoliopsida; Malpighiales; Euphorbiaceae
Product: tobamovirus multiplication protein 1
Exons: 11
Coding region: 266-1144 (292 amino acids)
Cellular component (GO): plant-type vacuole membrane
Source: RefSeq, a predicted model, not a curated record
CCACCAAAUUUGAUGAUAUGUCACUAGAAUAGACGCUUAGGUGCUUUCUUCUCUACUUGGACCGUCUGGUAGAGAAGAGAAGCGAGCAAAUUAAACAAAAAAGACUCAAUCUUUGAACUUAACUCUCAGUUUUGAGUUUUGGAUUCCUCUUUUUGAACUUGUUAGUAGCAGUGGUGGGGGGUGUUUGGGAAGAAGGAUUUUGACUUCUUUUUUUAAAAAAAAUAAAAAUUUCCCGGAUUUUCAUUUUCUCGGGAAAAUUAUUGAGAUGGUGAAAAUGAGGAGAAUGUCAGUUGAAUUGGGUCCUAUGGAGAUUGUUGGUCUAGUUGGGAAUUGGUGGGAUGAGAUUAAUGAUACUGCUGAAUGGCAAGAUGGGAUCUUUUAUGCUCUUUGCGCUGCUUAUGCACUUGUUUCUUCUAUUGCUCUGAUACAAUUAAUACGGAUUGAAUUGAGAGUGCCUGAGUAUGGUUGGACAACGCAGAAAGUUUUCCACUUGAUGAACUUUAUAGUUAAUGGAGUGCGUGCGAUUGUGUUUGGAUUCCACAAGCAAGUGUUUGUUUUGCAUCCCAAGGUGCUGACAUUGAUAUUACUGGAUCUCCCGGGACUCCUAUUCUUUUCUACAUAUACACUGCUUGUCUUAUUUUGGGCAGAGAUAUAUCACCAGCAGGCAAGAAGUUUGCCAACAGAUAAACUCAGAAUUGUUUACAUUUCAGUCAAUGCUGCAAUGUACUUCGUACAGGUCUGCAUCUGGAUAUACCUCUGGAUAGAUGACAACAGCAUUGUGGAAUUCAUUGGAAAGAUAUUUAUUGCAGGGGUGUCAAUUAUAGCUGCAUUAGGUUUCUUGUUGUAUGGAGGGAGAUUAUUUUUCAUGCUGAGACGCUUCCCUAUUGAGUCUAAAGGGAGAAGAAAGAAGCUCCAUGAGGUUGGAUCAGUUACAGCCAUAUGUUUCACGUGCUUCCUUAUAAGAUGUUUUGUGGUUCUACUUUCGGCUUUUGAUUCAGAUGCAUCACUUGAUGUUUUGGAUCAUCCAGUUUUGAACUUGAUCUAUUACAUGCUGGUUGAGAUUUUACCCUCAGCUCUGGUGCUCUACAUUCUGCGAAAGUUGCCUCCCAAGAGAAUAUCAGCACAAUACCACCCAAUUCGUUAGCCACAAUGAUCCUUUCUAGCAGUGUAUUCUCCUCCAAGAAAUGAUUUUGCAUGCUUCCGAAGUAGGUCAUAUUGGAGAUAGGGCAGGGCCAGAUAAAGAAAUCCAGAUUUUUCAUAUUCUAGUGUGGCUCAUGAUUGCGGCAAUUCUUUUUGCAUGUAUAUUACACAGCUGGUUGCAGCUUUCUGUAGGGAAGAUAUUUGAAUUGAUUUCUUCAUGUGUUAUGUAGCUUGAGGCAUUGGUUGUUUGACAAAUCAUCUGUAGCUUCUCUAAUCAAAAAAUUUGGAGCAAGCAAAAUUUUCUGUAAUUUGUGCUUAGUUGCCUUUCAGUUUGUUUUUAGGCCAACUUUAAUGUUAAUCGCCUGCUCAACAUAAUUGAAGUAAUAUAUAGAUAUUGUUACUAUUAUUAUUUUA